AUGGUCUCAGAAUAUGAUAAAUACUCAACUCCGUUAUCUUCAAGAUAUGCAUCUGAAGAAAUGUCAGCUAUUUUUUCAUUAAGAAAUAGAUUUUCAACUUGGAGAAAAUUAUGGUUAAAUUUAGCAAAAGCUGAAAAAGCCGUUGGAUUAGAUAUAAUUACUCAAGAAGCAAUUGAUGAAAUGUCAAAGAAUUUGGAGAUUACAGAUAAAGAAAUUCAAGAUGCUGCUAUUGAAGAAAGUAAAGUUCGUCAUGAUGUUAUGGCUCAUGUUCAUACAUUUGGUGAAACUUGUCCUGCAGCAGCUGGUAUUAUUCAUUUAGGUGCCACUUCAUGUUUUGUUACUGAUAAUGCUGAUUUAAUAUUUCUUAGAGAUGCUUAUGAUAUACUAAUUCCUAAAUUAGUUAAUGUGAUUGAUAGAUUAAGUCAAUUUGCUUUGGAAUAUAAAGAUUUACCAGUAUUAGGUUGGACUCAUUUCCAACCUGCUCAAUUGACAACUGUUGGGAAAAGAGCUUGUUUAUGGUUGCAAGAAUUAUUAUGGGAUUUAAGAAAUAUGGUUAGAGCAAGAAAUGAUAUUGGAUUAAGAGGUGUUAAAGGAACUACUGGUACUCAAGCAUCAUUUUUAUCAUUAUUUCAUGGUGAUCAUGAUAAAGUUGAAGAAUUAGAUCAAAAAGUUGUUGAAUUAAUGGGUUUUGAUCAUGUUUAUCCAGUCACAGGCCAAACUUAUUCAAGAAAAAUUGAUAUUGAUGUAUUGGCACCUUUAGCAUCAUUUGGUGCUACUGCUCACAAAUUUGCUACUGAUAUAAGAUUAUUAGCUAAUUUGAAAGAAGUUGAGGAACCUUUUGAAAAAUCACAAAUUGGAUCAAGUGCUAUGGCUUAUAAAAGAAACCCAAUGAGAUGUGAAAGAGUUUGUUCAUUAGCUAGACAUUUAGGUGGAUUAUAUUCUGAUUCCUUACAAACUGCUAGUGUUCAAUGGUUUGAAAGAACUUUAGAUGAUUCUGCCAUUAGAAGAAUUAAUUUACCUUCAGCAUUUUUAACUGUUGAUAUUUUAUUAUCAACAAUGUUAAAUAUUACUUCAGGUUUGGUUGUAUAUCCAAAAGUUAUUGAAAGAAGAAUCAAUUCUGAAUUACCAUUUAUGGCUACCGAAAAUAUUAUUAUGGCUAUGGUUGAAAAAGGAGGUUCAAGACAAGAUUGUCAUGAAGAAAUUAGAGUUUUAUCACAUCAAGCUUCAGCAGUUGUUAAACAAGAAGGUGGCGAUAAUGAUUUGAUUGAAAGAAUUAAAACUACGGAGUACUUCAAACCAAUUUGGAAUGAAUUGGAUCAAUUAUUAGAUCCAAAGACAUUUGUUGGUAGAGCACCAGAGCAAACUGAAAAAUUUGUGAAAAAUGAUGUAGCAAAUGCUUUGAAACCUUAUGAAAAAUAUAUUACGAAGGAAAAUGUGGCAUUAAAAGUUUAA
Messenger RNA from Lodderomyces pseudojiufengensis, 1452 nucleotides. RefSeq names its product adenylosuccinase (gene ADE13). Gene Ontology annotation, biological process: 'de novo' AMP biosynthetic process. Bases 1 to 1452 code for a protein of 483 amino acids. Gene Ontology annotation, cellular component: cytosol. The record is from RefSeq and is a predicted model, not a curated record. NCBI's taxonomy places the organism in Eukaryota, Fungi, Ascomycota, Pichiomycetes, Serinales, Debaryomycetaceae. Gene Ontology annotation, molecular function: N6-(1,2-dicarboxyethyl)AMP AMP-lyase (fumarate-forming) activity; (S)-2-(5-amino-1-(5-phospho-D-ribosyl)imidazole-4-carboxamido) succinate lyase (fumarate-forming) activity. The transcript has a single exon.